Molecule: messenger RNA, 1572 nt
Organism: Neurospora tetraspora
Lineage: Eukaryota; Fungi; Ascomycota; Sordariomycetes; Sordariales; Sordariaceae
Product: putative cytochrome P450 monooxygenase
Exons: 3
Coding region: 1-1572 (523 amino acids)
Molecular function (GO): oxidoreductase activity, acting on paired donors, with incorporation or reduction of molecular oxygen; heme binding; monooxygenase activity
Source: RefSeq, a predicted model, not a curated record
AUGGCCAACCCCUCGGCCACACCCAGCUCCAUCCCCUCGUGGAUGGAGCGGUUCGACAUCACCGAUCCCUCCGCGAGGCCCUUCCCUUACCUUGUCACGGCCUUUCUCUUGGCCAUCGUCGUGUACUCCCUCCAGGGUCCGAGAUAUCCCAAGAACAUCAAGCACCUGAACCCUAGGGGUCCUCUCGAGUUUAGCGACACAAGACCGAAGAAGGAGUUCGUAGAUGGCUCUCGGGAGAUGAUUGCGAAGUGGUUCAAGGCCAACCCGGAUAAGCCUUGCCGUGUCAUCAGCGACUUUGGUGAGGUCAUAUUGUUGCCGCCGCGUUUUGCGAAUGAGAUCAAGAGUGAUGAUCAGUUGAGCUUUUCGAAGUGGAGUUAUAAGGCCUUCCAUGCGCAUCUCCCUGGCUUCGAAGGGUUCCGUGAGGGUAGCCGGGAUUCGCACAUUGUCCAAGAGGUCAUCAUGAGAGAUCUUACCAAGUACUUGAACAAGGUCACUGAGCCCCUCGCCGAGGAAACUUCCUUGGCGAUUGAGGACAUCCUCCCCAAGCACGCCAACGGCGAGUGGUCCACCAUCAACAUCCGCCAGAAGAUCCUCCCCAUCAUCGCCCGCAUCUCUUCCCGCGUCUUCCUCGGCGAGGAACUCUGCCGCAACGAGGAAUGGCUCAAGGUUACCCAGGAGUACACACUGGACGGCUUCCGCGCCGCCGAAGAGCUUCGUCUCUGGCCCGCCGCCCUCCGGCCUAUCGUCCACUGGUUCCUCCCCUCCUGCCAGGCCGCCCGCGCCCACGUCCGCGUAGCCCGCUCGAUCAUCGACCCGGUCCUCAAAAAGAGACGUCAAGAAAAGGCAGCCAACGGCGGCAAAGCUGAGCACGACGACGCGAUUGAGUGGUUCGAGCGGACGGCCAAGGGCAAGUACUACGACCCAGCAGUUGCGCAGCUGAACAUGUCCCUGGCGGCCAUCCACACCACGUCCGACUUGGUGUGCCAGGUAAUGACCGACCUGAUGCAUAACCCCGAAUACAUUGCCCCCCUGCGCGAGGAGAUGAUCCAGAUCCUCAGCGAAGGCGGGUGGAAGAAGACGUCGCUGUACAACAUGAAGCUGCUCGACAGCGUCAUCAAGGAGUCUCAACGUGUCAAGCCCAUCGGCAUGGCCUCCAUGCGUCGCUACGUCGGCAAGGACCUGACUUUGUCAGACGGCACCUUCAUCCCCAAGGGCGGCAACGUGGCGGUCUCGGCGCACAACAUGUGGGACUCGGAAGUGUACGAGCAGCCGGACAAGUGGGACGGAAGACGGUUUUUGAGGAUGCGCGAGACGCCCGGAAAGGAGAACAUGGCGCAGCUGGUGAGCACGGGGCCGGACCACUUGGGGUUCGGACACGGGCAGCACGCAUGCCCCGGACGGUUCUUUGCGGCGAAUGAGGUCAAGAUUGCCGUGAUUUAUCUGCUGCUGAAUUACGAGUGGAGGCUGCCGGAGGGGUCUGAUCCCAAGGUGAGGACGUUUGGGUUCUCGAUGGGGGUGGAUCCGUCUUUGAAGGUUGAGUAUAAGGGAAGACAGGCGGAGAUUGAGCUUUGA